Messenger RNA from Coturnix japonica (Japanese quail), 2104 nucleotides. Lineage: Eukaryota; Metazoa; Chordata; Aves; Galliformes; Phasianidae. The record is from RefSeq and is a predicted model, not a curated record.
CCGGGCAGGGACUCGGAGCGGCUGCUGCGGGCUGGGUGUGCGCCCGUCGGGGCUCAGAGCCGCUGGGGUUGGGAGCCCCAUGUAGCGCUGCCGCUGCCGGGACCCGCUCGGAGCCGCCCCUGCGGGGUCCGUGUCUGCGUCCGGGGGGUCUUUGCGCAUCAGGAAACGCGGAGCCCGGCGGGUACAAAGAGACGGAAUUGCGCGGGGCUGAAACGCAACCAGGCGGGAUUGUAGCGUGUGUUGGGAUUAGAGCGGUUGAGUCCUGAAGGAUGGAAAAGGUCUCCACGGUCAUCGACCCAUCGCACCCUGACCGCGUCCCGCCGCGCCACCUCCGCGGUUCAGAGGCGCCGUUGCGGCCGGGCGGCGCUUAACGAGCGCUCGGUCAUGGAGCUGCCGCGUGGGCAGCGCCCUCGGCUCCUCCCUGUGGCUGCAGUGCCCGGGCGGUGGGCUGGAGUCCCACCAUCGCGCGUGGGGCGGAGCUGACCGCGCUCCGAGCCGCGCUUUGCUCGCGCUGUGCCCUGUGAUGCCGUCGGUUCGCACGUGCUGGAGCGGAGCUGCUGCUCUUCGCCGCGUGUAGCGAUCGCUGCUGGGUUGUGCCCCAUGAGGGCAGAGCGGCGCCGCGCUCCUUCCCCCGCUGCUGUCCGGCUCCUCCUGCCGGAUGCGCUGGGGGUCGGUCGGGCAGCGGGACGAUCCGCCCAGGGCGGCUCCAACCUCCUCCCUCUGUCCUCAGCAAUGGAGCGUUGGCGUCAGCCCGAGCAGCAGGACGGCUCUGCUCACCUGGGUGAGAGAAACCGGCAUCCACCUGGUGCAGGUGAACGGGCAGCGGCGCUACGGCGGCCCCCCGCCAGGGUGGGUGGGCAGCGUGCCGCCCCCCGGCUCCGAGGUGUACAUCGCCAAACUGCCGCGGGACCUGUUUGAGGACACGCUCAUCCCGCUGUUCCAGAGCGUGGGGCAGCUCUACGAGUUCCGCCUCAUGUUGACCUUCAGCGGCCUCAACCGUGGCUUCGCCUACGCCAAGUACCGCGACCAGCACAGCGCAGGGAAGGCCAUCGCCGCCCUCAACAACUGGGAGGUGCAGCAGGGCCACGCCAUCCUGGUGUGCCGCAGCUUCGAGAAGUGCCAGCUGAGUGUGAGCAGGCUGCCCGGCACCAUGCGCCGCGCCGAGCUGGUUGCUGUGCUGAUGGAGGCCACCGAGGGGCUGCUGCACUUAAUGCUGCACACCGACCCCAGACGCAGGCAGGGCAAGGUGGCCGUGCUGACGUACAGCUCACACCACGCUGCUGCCAUGGCCAAGAAAGCCCUGCUGGAAGGGAACAUCGCCCUGUUCAAGAAGAAGGUGAAGGUGGAGUGGCUGAAGCCGGAUCUGAAGGAGCAGCUGCAGGAGCAUCAGGAGGAGCCGCCCCCCAGCAACAUGCAGCGCAUGGGCAGCCCCCAGCGGGUGCUGCCAUCCUUGGAGCCACAUGGAUCACUGUGCCGCCUGGGGGCUCUGUGCCAACGGCUGCACAUGGGGACCCCCCGCUUCUUCACCCGCUGUGAGCAGGCCAACUCCAGCGGCUGGCAGCGCUACUGGGGCCAGGUGGUGACCCCGUCCUGCUCCGUGCUCUGCAGCACCUUCCUGUUGGUGCCGGAGGACGCGCCGGGCACCGUGGGGCACGAGAAGAUGAAAGAGGCGGUGGCACAGCUGGCGCUGGCCAUGCUGGGGCACUGAGGGCGCACACGGGCACACUAUGAAAUGAACCCGAGCCUGACGUCACGCCGUGCAGCAGAGCUGGGCCCAGCCGGGCCAUGUUCCUGUUCAGCCUUGUUUUCAGUUUGUUGGAGUUUGUUUGAGGCCCAUCUGGAGGAUGCGGGUGCUGCCCCGUCUCCACUGGCGCUGGUUCUGUUGUGGGCAGCAGGUGUGCCCUGCCUGCUUCUGUGUUCUCCUGUUGAUGAAGUUUUGUGCUGCUGUGGUGCUGCAGGGCACUCAGGAGGAUGCGAGCUGGGGGGGCUGUGUUGGGCCCCAUUGUUUCUAUGGGGCAGCUGGGUGCCCUGGGUUGUCUGCAGGCACUGCCCGCAGCCUGGAGGCCUGUGGCCACUGCUGGCUAUUAAAGCAGCCUGGGAAGCA